This is a messenger RNA of Colletotrichum siamense, 405 nucleotides long. RefSeq lists its product as uncharacterized. The coding region runs from base 1 to 405 and encodes 134 amino acids. The record is from RefSeq and is a predicted model, not a curated record. The transcript is spliced from 3 exons. NCBI's taxonomy places the organism in Eukaryota, Fungi, Ascomycota, Sordariomycetes, Glomerellales, Glomerellaceae.
AUGGUUACAGAAAACGAAAUCACGACGAUGUUCGAGCCGCUUGCCAGAGGCGACAUGGCAUCCUUCCUUGCCAACAUAGAGCCUGAUGUGGACUGGACGGUGAAAGGGGCACACUGUAAGAUAUCCGGCCACUAUAAAUCCCUAGCGGCAUUUCAGGAGGGAACCAAGCCUCUAUCCGCAACUUGGGCUGGGCCAUUGCACCUUGAGGUGCAGAACAUUAUUGUCAGUGGGAACCAGGCGGCUGUAGAGCUGAAAGCAGUCAAAACUCGGAUCAAGAAUGGACAACCUUUCCCCAACGAGUAUACUUGGAUCCUUGGGUUCAAUGAUAAAGGCAAAGUCGCAACUGUACGAGCAUAUAUGGAUACGGAUCUUGUAACCCGUGUAAUUGACUCUAUGGCUUCCUGA